Molecule: messenger RNA, 2412 nt
Organism: Cheilinus undulatus (humphead wrasse)
Lineage: Eukaryota; Metazoa; Chordata; Actinopteri; Labriformes; Labridae
Gene: pcdh2a1
Product: protocadherin b
Exons: 1
Coding region: 1-2412 (803 amino acids)
Biological process (GO): homophilic cell-cell adhesion
Cellular component (GO): plasma membrane
Molecular function (GO): calcium ion binding
Source: RefSeq, a predicted model, not a curated record
AUGCAUUUUUGGACCACUGCCUUUGUCUUUUGUGCGAUAUGGCCCAGAGCUUUGUCUGUGACACGGUACUCCAUAGCCGAGGAGAUGGAAAGGGGCUCGGUUGUGGCGAAUCUGGCUGCGGAUUUGGGACUUGAGCUUGGAGGUUUGGCACAGCGAGAGGUAAAACUUGAUAUUUUUCAUAACAAAAAAUACCUAGAUGUGAAUAAAAAGACAGGGGAGCUGUACAUUGUGGAAAAGAUGGACAGAGAACACCUCUGCCCGACGAAAACAACCUCCUGUUUUCUAAAGCUUGACGUUAUCAUAGAAAGCCCCUUACGUAUCUUCAACAUUGAACUUGGAAUAACAGACAUUAAUGAUAACGCACCACAUUUUCGAAGAGACAGAGUAGAGCUGGACGUCUCAGAAUCUGCAACACCGGGAGAGAGGUUCUCUCUGCCUAAUGCUGUCGAUCCAGAUGUUGGAGUAAACACGAUCAAGACAUACAAACUCAGUGCCAGUGAACAUUUCACCAUCGAGAUUCAGACUGGCAGUGAUGGAACUCAGUAUGUUGAUUUGGUGUUGGCCAAAUCUUUGGACAGAGAGGAGACAGCGGUUCAUAAUCUGAUCCUUACUGCUGUGGACGGUGGGGUCCCUGUACGCUCAGGAACGGCAAAUAUUAUUGUUCAUGUUCAGGAUACAAACGAUAAUCCUCCUCGUUUUGACAGGCAGACUUAUACAGUUAACAUGACAGAAAAUUCUCCUAUAGGAGCCUUGGUGAUGAAACUGAACGCUACGGAUAUGGACGAGGGUCAUAAUUCAGAGAUAGUGUACUCAUUCACCCUUUACACGUCAGAGAAAACACAGGAUGUGUUUGCAUUGAAUCCUAACACGGGAGAGAUAACUGUACAAGGCACUAUUGACUAUGAAGAUAUGAAAUUUUAUGAGAUGCACAUAGAGGCCAGGGACAAAGGGACGCAUCCAUUACUGGGACAGUGUAAAGUAGUCGUGCAAGUGACAGAUAUGAAUGAUAAUUAUCCGGAAAUUACCAUACAAUCCGUUAAAAACACAGUGGAUGAAAACAUCCCCAUAGGAAGUGUCAUCGCUGUGGUGGGAAUAAGUGACAGAGACACCGGCGAUAAUGGAAAAGUGAGUUUAUCCAUAAACCAGAACCUGCCCUUUAUUCUAAAUCAGACUUCAGAUAGACAGAUGCAUUACAAACUCAUUGUUUCUGCACCCUUAGACCGUGAAUUAGUACCUGAAUAUGAUAUAAUACUGACUGUAACAGAUGCAGGAACACCCCCCCUAUCUGAUAACGAAACCAUACACCUACAUCUGCUCGAUGUCAAUGAUAACGCUCCACAGUUCCCUCAGUCAUUUUAUACUAUACGUGUCAUGGAGAAUAACGCACCUGGAGCCCUGCUCAGCUCUCUCACUGCCUUUGACCCUGACCUCCAUGAAAACCAGUAUCUGGUUUAUUUCAUCAUCGAGAAGGAGAUAGCCAACACCUCCAUGUCCAUGCUGUUCUCCAUCAACCCAGAGAACGGAAAUCUUUACGCACUCAAAACGUUUGACUAUGAGAUCGAGAAGGACUUUCUCUUCCACAUCGAGGCCAGAGACUCUGGCUCUCCUCCACUCAGCAGCAACGUCACGGUGCACAUCAUCAUCGUAGACCAGAACGACAAUGCUCCUGUCAUCGUGUCACCGUGGCGUGCGCACGGCUCAGUGGUGGAGGAGAAGAUCCCCAGGUCCACCGACAAAGGCUCUCUGGUUGCCAAGGUGAUCGCCUUGGACACAGACUCGGUGCACAACUCUCGGAUCACAUACCAGUUCCUGCAGGUGACUGACGCCACCUUGUUCAGUCUGGACCAGUACAACGGAGAGAUCCGGACCAUGAGGAUGUUCAGCUACAGAGAUCCGCGACACCAGAGACUAGUGGUUGUUGCCAAGGACAACGGGGAGCCCGCUCUGUCUGCCACAGUCACCAUCAAGCUGGCCACAGUGGAGACUGCUGUCAAGGCCUACUCUGACAUGACUGAGGUGCCUCUGGAGUACGACAUCUUCUCUGACCUCAACCUGUACCUGGUCAUUGGUCUGGGCUCCGUGUCAUUUCUCCUGCUCAUCACCAUCUUGGUCACCAUCGUGCUCAAGUGUCAGAAAAGCAAGCCCAGCAAAGCGGCUCCUCCCUGCAGGAACAGUGUGAUCAGUGAGAGGAACUCCACCAUCGCAGACUCCACUCUGGUCUCCAACGAUGCCUACUGGUACAGUCUGUUUCUAGCAGAGACCAGGAAAGGAAAGCUGGUGGUCAGACAGCCUGUGCCAAAGGGCUCCAGAUACAUCGUGUCCAGCAUCCCGAGAGGAACAGGACUCACUGACACCAGUGACUCAGCAGCAUCCACUCUGCAGGUAAGGGACCAAAAUACACUCAGAUAUUGA